Messenger RNA from Chelmon rostratus (copperband butterflyfish), 753 nucleotides. RefSeq names its product ATPase H+ transporting V0 subunit e1 (gene atp6v0e1). Gene Ontology annotation, cellular component: proton-transporting V-type ATPase, V0 domain. Gene Ontology annotation, molecular function: proton-transporting ATPase activity, rotational mechanism. Lineage: Eukaryota; Metazoa; Chordata; Actinopteri; Chaetodontiformes; Chaetodontidae. The transcript has 4 exons. Gene Ontology annotation, biological process: proton transmembrane transport. Bases 108 to 353 code for a protein of 81 amino acids. The record is from RefSeq and is a predicted model, not a curated record.
CUGACUGGAGACCCGUGGCUUCUGUCUGGCAGACGGACAGUACCCAAGUUUCUCACGUUAAAAGUUUGUCUUUCUGACUUAUUUCUGCUUUAGAACAAAGCACCACCAUGGCAGAGUUACGUUUUGUCAUCGCAAUGUCCGUAAUGACCCUGUUUUGGGGUAUUGUUGGAGGAGUAGUACCCUGGUUCAUCCCUAAAGGACCAAACAGAGGCGUGAUAGUCACAAUGCUGGUGUUAACUGCGGUUUGCUGCUACCUGUUCUGGUUGAUAGCAAUUCUGGCCCAGUUGAACCCACUUUUUGGGCCUGCUCUGUCCACUGACACCAUCUGGUACCUGAACUUCCAUUGGCCAUAAUUUACUCUACCAGGACCCCUGACCAUACAGAAGGAGAGGACCUGACACUGCUGCAUACCAUCAGACUGAGCAGAGAUCAUUCCUUCUGAAUUGCCUUAAACUCAGACCGCAGUGUGAUGAUUGAGUGAUGCCCGCACUGGUGCCUUGUACAAAAAUGAUUCCAAAGGACCUCAGAGAGAUCUCACUGAAUGUGCUUUCCCUAAAUUAAAGCAGCCUUCACUUGGUGUUGCUUGGUUUAUAUAUUAUGUAUAUUGUGUUCAUUGCUGUUAAUAUGAAUGACUUUACCUUUAAAUAGCAGUUGUGUGCCGUGUUGAUGUGAUGUCUUUUGGUCUUGUAAUAUUGGUAAUGGAUGUAAAUCCAUUCUGUAGUUGCUAAUUCAUAAACUAAUAUUAAAACUGAA